CGAGGGGCAGGCGCUGACAGCUGCUUUCCCCGCACCCGCAGUCCCCUCCCCCGGUGCCGCCGUGGGGUGGGACUCCCCGGAGGGCCACCGUCUCCCGAACUGCUCCCCCCCCCCCCCCCCCCGCCCCCGCUGCUGCCCGGCGCCGGGGGUCGGUGCCGGGGGCGGCCGGGCUCCGCCACCCGACGGCGCGUCCGGGACGCUGCCCCGCAGCCGGCGGCACCCCCGGGACCAUGGCCCGGCUCGGCGGGGGCUGCCCGGCGGUGCCGCGCACCGUCCCGGCCGCCGCCUUCUUCCUCCUCCUGCUGCUGGGUGCCCCGUGCCGCCGCGGGGCGCUGGGGUCCUCCCUGCUCACAGGAUCCGUUGCAAAAUGUGAAAAUGAAGGGGAAAUUCUGCAGAUACCAUUUAUCACAGACAACCCUUGUAUAAUGUGUGUUUGCCUGAAUAAGGAAGUGACAUGCAAAAGGGAGAAGUGUCCGACGCUCUCCAAGGACUGUGCUCUCGUCAUUAAGCAGAGAGGAGCUUGCUGUGAGCGUUGCAAAGAUUGCAGUUUUGGAGGAAACACGUACAACAGCUCCAUGAAAUGGCACCUCCCUAGUAACCCCUGUGUUACAUACCAGUGCCAGGAAGGAGUGAUAGUAGAGUCGGAGGUACAGUGCGUUGUUCAUUGCAAAAACCCUUCCAAACUCACGGGAAUGUGUUGUCCUGUGUGUCCAGGUUGUAUAUUUGAAGGAAGACUUUACAAUGAAGGAGAAGAAUUUAGGCCUGAAGGAAAUAAAUGUACCAAGUGUUCUUGUAUUGGUGGAAGGACACAGUGCAUCCAAGAAGUCUGCCCCAUUCUUUCAUGUCCCCAGCACCUCAGUCACAUUCCUGCUGGACAGUGUUGCCCCAAAUGCUUAGGACAGAGGAAAGUGUUUGACCUCCCGUUUGGAAGCUGCCUCUUUCACAGCAAUGUGUACGAUAACGGAUCCUCAUUUAUUUAUGACAAUUGCACAAUGUGUACAUGUAAGGAUUCAACAGUGCUGUGUAAGAAGAGGUGCUUACUUCCCGGUGAAUGCAACAAAAAAAAAGACCACUGCUGCAAGGAGUGCGUCUCCUAUAUCUUUCCUGAGGAAGUGAAAGUGUGCAAGUUUGGCAAUAAGAUCUUCCAGGAUGGAGAGAUGUGGUCCUCUGUGAACUGCACCAUCUGUGCUUGUGUGAAAGGCAAGACAGAGUGUCGCAAGAAACAGUGCAUUCCAGUCAGCAGCUGUCCUCAAGGUAAAAUCCUGAACAGAAAAGGAUGCUGUCCUAUUUGCACUGAAAAGCCUGGAGUUUGCACUGUAUUUGGAGACCCUCACUACAACACUUUUGAUGGACGGACAUUUAACUUUCAGGGAACAUGUCAGUACGUUUUGACAAAAGACUGCUCCUCCUCUGCCUCACCCUUUCAGGUGCUGGUAAAAAACGAUGCCCGCCGGACCCGUUCUUUCUCCUGGACAAAGUCAGUGGACCUUGUGUUGGGCAGAAGCACUAUCAGCCUCCAGCAGCACCUCACAGUGAAGUGGAAUGGGACCCGCAUCUCACUACCUUGCGAGACACCACAAUUUCAGAUCGAUUUGGAUGGUUAUUUGCUGAAAGUGACGACCAAAGCAGGCUUGGAAAUCUCAUGGGAUGGAGACAGUUUUGUGGAGGUCAUGGCUGCGCCACAUCUGAAAGGCAAACUCUGUGGUCUGUGUGGCAAUUACAACGGGCACAAGCGAGAUGACCUGAUUGGGGGUGACGGGAAUUUUAAGUUUGACGUGGACGACUUUGCCGAAUCCUGGCGCGUGGAGUCCAACGAGUUCUGCAGCCGCCCGCAGAGAAAUCCUGUGCCUGAGCUGUGUCAUGGGACGGUCCGGGUAAAACUCCGAGCUCACCGGGAAUGCCAGAAACUCAAAGCAUGGGAGUUUCAGAGCUGUCAUUCAACAGUGGAUUACACCACAUUUUACCGGUCCUGUGUGACGGACAUGUGUGAGUGCCCGGUCCACAAAAACUGCUACUGUGAGUCAUUCCUGGCGUACGCCCGAGCCUGUCAGAGGGAAGGGCUGAAAGUCCAGUGGGUCCCUGAGCAGACCUGUGCAGCAACCCAGUGUAAACACGGUGCAGUUUAUGAUACCUGUGGUCCAGGAUGUGUCAAAACAUGUGACAAUUGGAACGAGAUUGGCCCAUGCAACAAGCCCUGCAUUGCAGGGUGCCACUGUCCGGCAAAUUUAGUUCUUCACAAAGGAAGAUGCAUCAAGCCAGUCCUGUGCCCACAGCGAUGACAUUUGUUCUCUUUCCAUGGACGCUAAUGCGGGUGGUCACUGAUGCCUCUGAUGGUCACAGCCAGUAAAGGACUCCAGCUGUUUGUGUGCUGAUUCUGCAAAGUACAUGUCUACUCACAGACUGUAAAUAUGCUCCUGUGUGUGUAUUUAUGUGUGUUUAUGUAUACACACAUGGCACCUAGAAAGAUAUAUAAAUGUAUACUGUGUGUAUGUAGACACACAUAUCUAUAUACACAAGUGCCCUGAACGUAAGUACAACCCAUAUAUUUAUAUAUAUGUCCACACACACAAAUAUACAUCAUUUCUAUAUAUCAUAGAAGGAUGAAUUGUUAUAUGUAUAUUUUUUGCUAUAAAGUUUAUGUAUUAUUAUUAUUUCUAGGACCCUGAUCUGUAAGUCAUUGUAUAAAUAAACCAGGUGGUUUUAAUAUAA
Molecule: messenger RNA, 2709 nt
Organism: Falco peregrinus (peregrine falcon)
Lineage: Eukaryota; Metazoa; Chordata; Aves; Falconiformes; Falconidae
Gene: BMPER
Product: BMP binding endothelial regulator
Exons: 15
Coding region: 231-2279 (682 amino acids)
Molecular function (GO): protein binding
Source: RefSeq, a predicted model, not a curated record